AUGUUGUCACCGGCCCUGCUGUCGGGCCUUCUUCUCGCUCCAUGUCUUGCCAAAGCUCAAUCAUCGGCCACUUCCACUGUUGCCUCUACGGCCUCGGUGACGACGGCAUAUCCUGCACAAUUCACAUUACCUGAAAGCGUGGAUGAGGGUGCAACUCUGUUACCCAACAUCAACGACCCGACAGCCCCGAAUGCUCAGGACAAAUGUCCAGGCUAUACGGCGAGCGAUGUCAAGACGUCUUCAUCGGGUCUGACGGCGCACUUGACGCUAGCGGGCUCUGCUUGCAAUCUUUAUGGUACGGAUGUUAGCGAUCUGGACCUGACAGUGGAGUACCAAACCAAUGCUAGACUGCACAUCAACAUCCAACCGUCCUAUGUUAGCUCGCAGAACGAGAGCUGGUAUCUCCUGUCCAGCGACUAUGUGGCUGCUCCGGGACAGGAGAGCGGCCAGCAGACGACGAGCGACCUCACCUUUACAUGGGCCAACACCCCCAACAGCGGGUUCGGUUUCAAUGUCACUAGAAACAGCACCGGCGACGUCUUGUUCUCGACCACAGGGACUAAGCUGGUAUUCGAAAACCAGUUCAUCGAAUUAGUCACGCACCAAGAGGAAAAUUACAAUCUCUAUGGUCUCGGCGAAGUCAUCCAUGCUCUUAGACUCGGCAACAACCUCACUCGGACCAUCUACGCUGCAGACGUAGGCGAUCCCAUCGACUACAAUAUCUACGGCAGCCAUCCGUUCUACUUGCAAACCAAGUAUUUCGAGCUCGGGGACGACAACACCACCUCUCUGGCGACGGAGCCACUUGACGCUAGCAAUGCGACGGGCAAUUACACAUCUUCCAGCCAUGGAGUCUACUUCCGGAAUGCCCAUGGAAUGGAGGUCUUGAUGCGUCAUACAAAUGUCACUUGGAGGACGUUGGGUGGUAGUAUCGACCUAUACUUCUUCUCCGGGCCCACACAGCCCGAUGUCACGCACCAGUAUCUCGAUGUCAUUGGCAAGCCAGUCCUACAAAACUACUGGGGCUUCGGCUUCCAUCAGUGCCGCUGGGGAUACCAGAACUGGUCCGUCACCGAGGAAGUCGUCGACACUUACGAACGCUUCGGAAUCCCGCUAGAGACGAUUUGGAACGACAUCGACUACAUGAAGGAAUAUCGGGACUUUGACAACGACCCCAUCCGUUUCAAUUAUUCGGAUGGCACGGCUUUUCUGCAACGUCUCCACGACCGAGGGCAGCAUUACGUGCCCAUCAUCGACAGUGCCAUCUACGUCCCGAACCCGGACAACUCCAGCGACGCAUACCAACCGUUCACCGACGGCAAUGAAACCGGUUCAUUUCUGCUUAACCCCGACGGGUCUCUGUACAUCGGCGCCGUGUGGCCCGGAUACACCGCCUUUCCGGACUGGUUGACGUCGGUCGCGCAGGCAUGGUGGAAGAAUCAAAUGGUGACUUGGCAUCAGAAACUGCCCAUCGACGGCGCCUGGAUCGACAUGAGCGAAGUGUCGUCCUUCUGCGUCGGCAGUUGUGGCAGUGGGAACUUGUCACUCAACCCUGUCCAUCCGCCGUUCAAACUGCCCGGUGAACCAGGCAAUGUUAUCUACGAUUAUCCAGAGGGCUUCAACCUGACAAACGCGACGGAAGCGGCAUCGGCUUCAUCGGCGUCGGAAUCUCAAGCUUCAGCUACAUUGACCGCAACGGCCUCAAGCAGUGCGACUGCAACUGACACCGCAACCGCGACAGCGACAGCAACGACGAGUGCAUCAACCAGCGAAUCCUCGUCUUCCUCCUCAACAAGCUAUCUUCGAACGACGCCCACCCCAGGCCAACGCAACGUCAACCAUCCACCCUACGUGAUCAACCACGUCCAAGGCGACCUGGCAGUCCACGCCGUCUCGCCCAACGCAACGCACCACAACGGAAUUCAGGAGUACGACGUGCACAAUCUGUUCGGCCACCAGAUCCUGCAAGCGACAUACGCAGCCCUUCUGGCCGCAAGACCCGGAUUACGACCCUUCAUAAUCGGCCGAUCAACAUUCGCAGGCUCCGGCACAGUCGCAGGCCACUGGGGCGGCGACAACACCGCCAAGUUUUACUACAUGUACUUCUCGAUCCCACAAGCCCUGAGUUUUUCCUUGUUCGGCAUCCCCAUGUUCGGCGUCGACACAUGUGGAUUCAACGGCAACAGCGACGAGGAGUUAUGCAAUCGAUGGAUGCAACUGAGUGCUUUUUUCCCCUUCUAUCGAAACCACAAUACUCUGUCUGCGAAUCCGCAGGAGGCCUAUGUCUGGAGCAGCGUGGCGGACGCGACCAAAGUCGCCAUGAACGUACGGUUCCAGCUCCUGCCGUACUUGUACACUUUGUUCUACUACGCCCAUACGCGAGGCGACACCGUCAUGCGCGCCUUGGCCUGGGAGUUCCCACAUGACCCGACACUCGCAGAUGCGGACCGUCAAUUCUUUUUGGGACCCUCGAUUCUCGUCACCCCGGUCCUCACGCAAGGCGCUACCAGUGUCGACGGUGUGUUUCCGGGACUCGUCGAGGGCACCGAUGUCUACUACGACUGGUACAAUAAGACGCCAGUUGCUAAACCAGCAGGAGCAAACGACAAAAAUGUCACCAUCGACGCUCCACUGGGUCAUAUCCCCGUUUUUAUCCGCGGCGGCGUCGUGCUGGCUACGCAGCAGAUGGCCCUGACGACGCGAGCGGCCCGGAAUACGAGCUGGUCGCUCAUUGUUGCGCCUGGUGUUGACGGCUCCGCUUCGGGGUCGUUGUAUCUGGAUGAUGGGGAGUCGGUGGCGCCUAAUGCUACUAAGCUGGUCAAUUUCACUUUUUCAUCGGGGUCAACUGGAACGGGAGCAGGAGGAACAGCUUCGCCGUCUCUCAAUGUUACGGUCCAGGGCAACUAUACUGGCUUGGACCUGCCGUUGGCAAACAUCACUGUUCUGGGCGUCUUGAGUGCGCCGGCGACCAAUGAGGUCAAGAUCAAUGGUCAGGUCGUGGCAAAUGGCUCCUAUGAUUCUGUUGCAAAGACGUGGAAUGUCGUUGGCUUGGAGGGGGCUUUGGGUGGGAAGGUUUGGAGUGGGAAUUGGACUUUGUCGUGA
Molecule: messenger RNA, 3102 nt
Organism: Exophiala dermatitidis NIH/UT8656
Lineage: Eukaryota; Fungi; Ascomycota; Eurotiomycetes; Chaetothyriales; Herpotrichiellaceae
Product: alpha-glucosidase
Exons: 1
Coding region: 1-3102 (1033 amino acids)
Biological process (GO): carbohydrate metabolic process
Molecular function (GO): carbohydrate binding; hydrolase activity, hydrolyzing O-glycosyl compounds
Source: RefSeq, a predicted model, not a curated record